Grus americana (Whooping crane) is the source of this 1806-nucleotide messenger RNA. RefSeq names its product WW domain binding protein 1 (gene WBP1). Lineage: Eukaryota; Metazoa; Chordata; Aves; Gruiformes; Gruidae. The transcript is spliced from 4 exons. The record is from RefSeq and is a predicted model, not a curated record. Bases 197 to 1192 code for a protein of 331 amino acids. Gene Ontology annotation, molecular function: WW domain binding.
GGAGCUUCGGCCCGGGCGUGAUGGCGGCGGCGGAGGCUGCGGCCCGGGUGGCGGCGGAGGGCCGGGCGGCCGGGAUGGGGGCGGCGGCGGCGGCGGCGGCGGGGCAGCGGCUGCUGCUGCGGGCGGCGGGGGCCGGGGCCGGGGCGGCCGAGCGGGUGGAGCCGGCGCGGGGCCGCGGCGGGCUGUAGGCCGCGCCAUGGAGCGGCCCGGGAGCGGCGGCGCCGAGGGGGCCUGGGCCGCGCUGCUGGGCCGGCAGCACCAGCAGGCCCGGGAGUACUGCCCGGGGGUGAACAACCAGCCCUACGUGUGCGAGACGGGGCACUGCUGCGGGGAGACCGGCUGCUGCACCUACUACUACGAGCUGUGGUGGUUCUGGCUCCUCUGGACCAUCCUCAUCCUCUUCAGCUGCUGCUGCGCCUACCGGCACCGCCGGGCCAAGCUGCGCCUGCAGCAGCAGCAGCGGCAGCGGGAGAUCAACCUCAUCGCCUACCACGGUGCCUGCAACUAUCCCACCUCCAUGAUGGACCUCAGGAUGCUGGCUUCCUUCAAGCUGCCCGCCUAUGAGGAGGUGGCCCACCACCCCAGCACGCCCCCGCCGCCCUACAGCGCCAUCCUGGCCCAGCUGAGCGGGCCCCGCAGCCGCCUGGGCUCCAGCAGCCUCACCCUCUCGCCCAGCUCGGAGAACUACACCAGCUGCUCCUGCGAGUCGAGCUGCGCCACGUCCCCCAGCAGCACCUCGCUCUCGGUGCAGGUGACGGACGAGACGGAGCGCAGCCGGGCCAGCACGCCCAGCGAGGAGGGUGGCACCAGCAGCACCGGCACCGGCGCCAGCUGGGAGCUGCCCCCUGAGGAGGCGCCGGCCCGCGGGGCCCCACACAAGCACGCGCUUUUCUCCUCCACCGUGGACUUCUUCGAGGCCGACUGCCACCCCUGCUCCGACAUCGAGGAGGGCGAGGAGGAGGAGGGCGGCGCGGCACAGGAGGAGGGCAACAGCGCCGGCGGCGAGCAUUUCCGGCACCGGCGCCUGACGGGGGACUCGGGCAUCGAGGUGGGGCGCUGCCAGGAGGAGGAGGAGGGUGAGGGUGAAGGCACCCACCUCCUGGGCAAGGCCAGCCCCGUGCCCUCGCCCCGCUGCGGGCUGCCGGGCCAGGGGGGCGGUGAGGGGCCCAGCUCGCCCGCCCUGCCCAUCUGAGCCCGCGUCCCCUGCCCUCUCCGCUGCCUGCUAGCUUGCCUGGCCCCGUCUGCUGCCCGUUCCCCCUGCCGGUACGUGGGGUGGGGGCAGGCAGCUGCACCACGGGCCCUGCCCCUGCCUGUCCUGCGCCCCCCCCGCCUUGGAGCAGCUGUGGGGGUGCGGCGGGUGCGACCCCCCCUGCUCAGAGGGCGCCCGGCGCAGGCAGAGUGGGACGGGCGGCGUGGUGGCGGGGGCUGCCUCCCCCUCCCGGUGCUGGCCUGGGCAUGGGCCCCCCCAUGUCCCCGCUGCUGGGGGCUCAGGGCAGCGUCCCCGGGGUCUGGACUCUCGCCACGGAGCCCCCGGGGGCCCCUUGCCCCGACUGAGCCCCUCUUUCCUCGCGCCCCGUCGUGUCCGGUCCCUUGCGCGGCACGGCCCUGCUGCCGGUGUGGUCCCACCGGAGCCCCCUCCCCUCCGAACUGCUUCCAGGGGCUGCAGCCACCGGGCCCCCGUGCCCGCCCCGUCCCCUCCGCGCUGCCGGUGCCGCUGCCCGGGGCGGGGGCGGGGAGGGGGCCGUGUCCGCCGGGGGACAGGCAGUUCACGUAGCGUUCUCUCACCAUUAAAGAGAUGUGGAAGUA